This is a messenger RNA of Drosophila elegans, 28120 nucleotides long. It is a transcript of the gene shot, whose product is annotated as microtubule-actin cross-linking factor 1. Gene Ontology annotation, biological process: wound healing; intermediate filament cytoskeleton organization. Gene Ontology annotation, cellular component: cytoplasm; membrane; cytoskeleton. The transcript is spliced from 36 exons. The coding region runs from base 339 to 27077 and encodes 8912 amino acids. NCBI's taxonomy places the organism in Eukaryota, Metazoa, Arthropoda, Insecta, Diptera, Drosophilidae. Gene Ontology annotation, molecular function: structural molecule activity; calcium ion binding; microtubule binding. The record is from RefSeq and is a predicted model, not a curated record.
AUUUGAACCGCGAUUCCGAGCGGUUGGGCGUUUCUCUGCUAGAACAUCGUUCUCUCACCAGUGACUGUGUAUGUGCGUGCGGUGCGGUGCGGGCAUAUAUAAGUGUGCGGUGUGGCAACAAAAAUUUGUUAACGCACACACUCACUAACAAACACCAACUUCAGGUCCAGCUAACGGAGUGUAAUAAAAAUAAAAUCGCAAAGUGCCAUCGCAAAACAAACAUAAACUCCAAAAACGUGCUAAAAAUUUAAAAAAAUUAAAGAGUUUUCGGCGAAAGUUGACGAGUGUGUCCGAAGCGUUUUGAGUGUAUCUGAGUCUCUUAAUGUGCCACCCGCAAGAUGACAUCGCAUUCCUACUAUAAAGACCGUCUGGGCUUCGAUCCCAAUGAGCAGCAGCCCGGGAGCAGCAGCUCGAUGAGACGGAGCAGCUCUCGUCAGACGACGCACCACCAUCAGAGCUACCACCAUGCCACCACCAGUAGCGGUCAGUCGCCGGCAAGAGUCUCCGUUUCUCCGGGUGGGGGAGGUGUGGGACUGUCUGGUAAAAAUGGAUCUCUGGAGUACCAGCAGGUCCAGCGGGAGCAGCGAGAUCGGGAACUGUACAGCAACAGCAACAGUCAUCACCUCCAUCAGCAGCUCCACCAUCGUCACUCGGCGGGCAGUGGAUCAUCGGCGCCUUAUGAUACCAGCGGUCCCGCUGCCCCCAAAAAAGCUAAGCAAUCAUCGACACAGGCACAGCCUCAGGGCGGCUACGAGGAUGCCCUCACCCAGUUCAAAGGUAGCAUGUCCAUUUGGGAUCAUUUUAUAGAAGAUUGGGACAUAAUGCACGAACGCGAUGCCAUUCAGAAGAAGACUUUCACAAAAUGGGUUAACAAGCAUCUAAAAAAGCAUUGGAAGUAUGCUAAGACCUAUACCAUGCUACAUGUUUGUGUAACCACAAAUGGCAUACCCUGUUGUUCUCAGUCUGCCAAUCGUCGUGUGGUGGACUUGUUUGAAGAUCUGCGCGAUGGUCACAAUUUACUUUCACUCCUGGAGGUGCUAUCUGGCGAACACCUGCCACGCGAGAAGGGUAAAAUGCGUUUUCAUAUGCUGCAGAAUGCACAAAUGGCUCUGGACUUUCUGCGCUACAAGAAGAUCAAAUUGGUCAACAUACGCGCCGAAGAUAUCGUGGAUGGCAAUCCCAAGCUGACCCUGGGCCUGAUCUGGACCAUUAUAUUGCACUUCCAGAUCUCCGAUAUUGUUGUGGGCAAGGAAGACAACGUAUCCGCUCGGGAGGCCCUGCUGCGAUGGGCGCGUCGCUCGACAGCACGUUAUCCGGGCGUGCGUGUUAACGAUUUCACGUCGUCGUGGCGAGAUGGAUUGGCCUUUUCGGCGUUGGUGCACCGCAACCGACCGGACUUGCUUGACUGGCGAAAGGCAAGGAACGAUCGGCCGCGUGAGCGCCUUGAGACGGCCUUCCACAUUGUGGAGAAGGAGUACGGAGUGACGCGACUGCUGGAUCCCGAGGAUGUGGACACCAACGAGCCGGAUGAGAAGUCCCUUAUCACGUACAUCUCAUCGCUGUACGAUGUUUUCCCGGAGCCACCCUCCAUCCAUCCACUGUUCGACAUGGAGUCACAACGUCGCGUCCAUGAAUACCGCGACCUGGCCCAGCAGUUUAUCUACUGGUGCCGCGAGAAGACUGCCUAUCUGCAGGAGCGCUCCUUCCCGCCCACCCUCAUCGAGAUGAAGCGUCUAUUGAGUGAUCUGCAGCGUUUCCGCAGCGAGGAGGUCAGUGCCCGCAAGCGCGAGAAAUCCAAACUUAUCCAGAUCUACAAGGAGCUUGAGCGCUACUUCGAAACGGUGGGUGAAGUGGAUGUGGAGGCCGAACUGCGGCCAGAUGCUAUCGAGAAGGCCUGGUAUCGCAUGAACACGGCGCUGCAGGAUCGAGAGGUCAUACUGCAGCAGGAGAUUGAACGGCUCGAACGGCUGCAGCGACUGGCCGAUAAGGUGCAGCGCGAGAUUAAGCAUGUGGAUCAGAAGCUGACCGAUCUGGAAACGCGCAUAGGCGAGGAGGGUCGGCGUAUCGAGCGACUACAUCCUGUGGACGCCAAGAGCAUUGUGGAGGCUCUCGAAACCGAGAUCCGGCACCUAGAAGAGCCCAUUCAAGACAUGAACCAGGACUGCCAUGUGCUCAACGAGGGACGCUAUCCUCAUGUCAGCGAGCUGCACAAGAAGGUCAACAAGCUGCACCAGCGCUGGGCUCAACUGCGCACCAAUUUCCACACAAACCUGGUACAGAAGCUGUCCGGUUUAAAAUAUCCCGUCCAUGAGACCACUGUGACACGUCAAACGCGCAUGGUGGUGGAGUCCCGACAGAUCGACACGAAUCCCCAUUUCCGUGAUCUGCAGGAGCACAUCGAAUGGUGCCAGAACAAGUUGAAACAAUUGCUUGCCGCUGACUAUGGCAGUGAUCUGCCAUCGGUCAAGGAAGAACUGGAUCGCCAACAGCACGAGCACAAAAUCAUCGACCAGUUCCACACGAAAAUACUCAAUGAUGAACGCCAGCAGACCAAGUUCUCCGGCGACGAGCUGGCCCUCUACCAGCAGCGUCUCAACCAACUGCAAAAGGUUUACGCCGAGCUGCUUAGCACCUCGACGAAGCGUCUGUCUGAUCUGGACUCACUGCAGCACUUCCUGGGACAGGCGUCAUCGGAACUUCAGUGGCUUAAUGAAAAGGAACAGGUGGAAAUCACACGUGACUGGGCGGACAAACAACUCGAUCUUCCCUCCGUGCACAGAUACUACGAGAACCUUAUGUCCGAACUGGAGAAGCGUGAGAUGCACUUUGCCACCAUCCUGGAUCGCGGUGAGGCCUUGUUGAACCAACAGCAUCCGGCCUCCAAGUGCAUCGAAGCCCAUCUGACCGCCCUGCAACAGCAGUGGGCCUGGCUGCUGCAGCUGACUCUCUGCUUGGAGGUACACCUGAAGCACGCCACCGAGUAUCAUCAGUUCUUUGGCGAGAUCAAGGAUGCCGAGCAGUGGUUGGCCAAGCGCGACGAAAUACUCAACAGCAAGUUCUCGCAAUCAGACUUUGGCUUGGAUCAGGGUGAAUCUCUUUUGAGGGGAAUGCAGGAUCUGCGGGAGGAGCUAAAUGCCUUUGGUGAAACAGUGGCCACUCUGCAGCGGAGGGCGCAGACGGUGGUACCCCUAAACAAGCGCCGCCAACCAGUGAAUCGUCAGGGACCCGUUCAGGCCAUCUGUGCCUACAAACAGCAGGGUCAGCUACAGAUCGAGAAGGGUGAGACUGUAACUCUGCUGGACAAUUCGGGACGUGUGAAAUGGCGCGUGCGCACGGCCAAGGGACAGGAGGGGCCGAUACCAGGUGCCUGCCUGCUGCUGCCUCCUCCCGACCAGGAGGCCAUCGAUGCCGCCGAGCGACUGAAGCGACUGUUCGAUCGAUCUGUGGCUCUCUGGCAGAAAAAGCAUCUGCGGCUGCGACAGAACAUGAUAUUCGCCACCAUUCGCGUGGUUAAGGGCUGGGACUUCGACCAGUUCUUGGCCAUGGGACCUGAGCAGCGCACGGCCAUCCGACGUGCCCUUAACGACGAUGCCGAUAAAUUGCUGAGCGAGGGCGAUCCCAACGAUCCGCAGCUGCGACGCCUGCGCCGCGAAAUGGACGAGGUCAAUCGUUUGUUCGAUGAGUUCGAAAAGCGUGCGCGCGCUGAAGAGGAAAGCAAGCAGGCCAGUCGCAUCUUCACCGAGGAAUGCAUUGCCAUUAAGAGCAAACUGGAAGACAUGGCCCGUGAGCUGGAUCAGAUUAUACUGGCUCCGCUUCCACGGGAUCUGGACUCUCUGGAGCAUGUGCUCGAGAUUCAUUCGGACUACGAGCGCAGGUUACACCUAUUGGAGCCGGAGCUAAAGCAUUUGCAGGAGACCUUCCGCACAAUUGCCCUGAAGACACCCGUGCUUAAAAAGAGCCUGGACAACUUGAUGGAGCUGUGGAAGGAACUUAACACCCAGAGCGGCCUGCACAAGGACCGCCUAAAGCUGCUCGAAGCCUCACUGGCUGGCCUGGAGGACAAUGAACAUGUGAUUUCCGAGCUAGAGAACGAGCUGGCCAGGCACCAGGAUCUACCUUCGACUGCUGAGGGUCUGCAGCAAGUGUUCAAGAAACUGAACCACAUGCAGGACAUCAUUACACAGCAGCAGCCGCAGAUGGACAAGAUGAAUGAUGCGGCCGAUCAGCUGGGACGCAUGGGAGUCCCCACCAAGGUGCUGGGAGACCUCAAGCGUCUGCACUCCAACGUGGAGCGCCUUAACACGCGCUGGAGUGCUGUGUGCAACCAAUUGGGUGAAAGAAUGCGAUCAUGCGAAACGGCUAUUGGACUGAUAAAGAAUCUCCAGUCAAGCGUGCAAGUGGAGGAAUCAUGGGUGGAUGGCACGACGGAACGACUUUCCGCCAUGCCCACCGCCACUUCGGCGUACGAGCUAGACAAACUGCUCGGAGCUGCAAUCGAACGAAAACCAAAAAUCGAAAAUGUCAACGUAACUGGAGGACGACUAAUACGCGAAGCCAAGAUCUACGACAGUAAAUGCCUACGCUUCGUGGAUUGGCUACUCGAGGCCCGUCCGUCGUUUUCGCCGCCUCGCCGGGAUCUCCGGCCGGCGGACUGCGAUCCGGGAACGACACAGUUCUACAGCCAACGAUUGGACAACCUGAAUACGAAAUACGAAAGAUUGCUGGAACAAUUGUCACAGAGGCUUAAAACUGCAAUCGAAGUUAAUGGCAGCGAUGGUCUGCAAUACGCUGAGAGUCUACAGAAACCGCUCAAAACCUUUAGGGUUGACUUCAGUGCGGGCAGCGUGCCAACUGGCGAUGGCCACGCUACGCGCCAGGAGGAUCUCUACACCACUACCUACAGCACCACACAAUUUAGCUCAACGAAGACAACGAAAAGCUCUACAAAGAGCGUCUACAAUAGCGAUGGCUUGGAUGCCGCUAGUCAGGAGGCUAGCACCAUUAACCUGCCCCUGUCGCAAAUCCAGUUCAACGAAAUCCGGACGCACAAGCGCUCCCAACAGCUAGGCGGCCAAUCUGUGCUGGAUAUAGCUGGAAUUCGCGAUCCGCGUACCGGUCGCGUUUUGACCAUCGGCGAGGCCAUUCAGCUGCGCAUCCUGGACGUGCGUACUGGCGAGAUGUUAGUGGGUGACCGCCGCGUCACACUGGAGCAGGCAGCCGACCAAGGUCUGAUCGAUGCACAGCUGGCCAGGCAACUGCUUCAUCCCGGGGCGGGGCGCGAUGCCAGCGGACGUGAGCUGUCGCUGCUGGAGGUUAUUCAGCGCGAGAUUAGCGAAGCGGAAUCCGGCUACGAGACGGCCGAAAAGCGGAUCAAGGUAAACAACACGGUCACCGUUGAGCAAAUGUCUGGAGACCUCAGUUCUCCCGAGAAUCCGCGCAACAUUGCCGACGCCAUUACCGCGGGGAGUGUGGACACCAAGACCGGCCUAUAUCGAGUCAAAUCAGGACAGACGAUUAGCCUGGCGGAGGCCUACGAGCGGGGCUACCUUAUCCGGCACGAGUCGGUAACAAUCAAAUCGAAUGCGCUGUGCCUGAGCGAUGCGAUUUCGCAUGGCCUAGUCGAUGCCGCCGGCUGGAUAGCGGAUCGUAACUCCGGCGACAAGUUCCGGCUGGACUCGGCCAUUGCCAACCAGCUAAUUGACGCGAGUGUGCGUGAAGUGGUGGACGCGAAACGCGAUACGAAGAUAACACUGCAGGAGGCACUGCACACGGGCGUCCUAAAUGCUAAAACGGGUCGGUACCUGAACGAAGUGACCAAGGAAAAGCUCACUUUCGCGGAGGCGCGCAACCGUCAGUUAAUCGUUAAACCGUACACGCUGAAAGAUAUCUGCGAUCUGAACCUGCUUGACAAGCAGGCCCAGAUCACGAGUCCAAUGCGCCGCGAGAAACUUACCAUCAUGCAAGCCAUGGCGGCCGGUGUGUUAGACGGGAAUCUGCUCAAGUGCAUCACCAAGCGAAAGGGGGAAUUGGUCACCCUUCAGGAGGCCAUUGCCGACGGAAUCGUACUACCAGCGGAGUGCAAGUACCGCGACUUUAUGACGGGCGAACUAAUUAGCAUUCCGGAGGCGGUGGAGCGCGGUCUGGUCAGCUCGGUGACGCAGCGUUCGAUCUUCGAUAUUGACGGGUUUAAGGAUCUGAGGAGCAAUGACUAUGUUAGCUUUAAUGUGGCCCUCUCACGCGACCUUUUGCGGCGCAAGAGCACGGGCUUUGCCUUAGAGACGGGUAGGGAUAGUUUGGUGCCACUGGAGGUGGCCGUAAGCGAGGGAUUGGUGCGCCAAGAGGUGUACGAGAUGUUUAGCCGUGGCAUUGGGGUUUACAAUGCCAGUGGUAAGGAACUUAGUGUCUUUGAUUUGGUUUAUCACAAUCUGAUUGACCCUAAGACGGGAUAUCUGUUGGAUCCCAAGACUGCAGAAACAGUGCCCCUGGAUACCGCCAUCGAGCGAAAGUUUAUCACUCCGGAGGGAGCUCUUCUUCUCAGUAGUUUGCUUAACAUUACUUUGACCACGGAAACGGUGACGAGAACGAUCAAUCGGUAUGUGACAAUCAGGGCUGGUUCCCAGGAGCCGGACAACAGUGUGCUGUUAACCUUUACGGAGGCAGUGCGACAAGGUUUCAUCGACGAGGAAAGGCAGCUUUUCAAGGAUCCAAAAACAGGCAAUAUUUAUUCUGUGCAACAGGCCCUAAAUUACGGUUUGUUAGUUCCCGACAGUAACCAAACGGUGCCGGAGCCAACAAAUAAGAAGAAGACAAAAUCCACGAUCACCAUUGUGACCAAGCAGAUCAUUCCAGAAGCAAAGCCCAUUCAACUAAGCACUCAGCACACUAAGUUUGUGGAAAAGUCGGUAGAGAUUCCCAUUUCCCAAGAACUAGUGAAGCCCCAACGUGUGGUUUCCGAAUUUAUAAACAAGGAAAAAAGCAGCUAUAUUGAUCAGAAUGUGACGGAGCGUCAAAUUAUGGAGCUGCCUCCAGGAGGUUGGCGGCUAAAGGAUGCCAUCGAGCAGCGAAUUUUUAACCCGGAUACAGGAGUGUUUCAUGUGCAGAGCUCGGAUCGGCUGGUUAACUUUGAGGAAUGCAUUAACAAACAGAUCAUCAACAACCUUUCGGUUUCAGUAAUUGAUCCCAGCACCGGUGACAAGAUAUCAGUGCAGUCAGCCUUCGAACGCGAUAUUCUAGACAGUUAUGGCAAUUAUACCAAUAACCGAAAACAAGUGCAGGGCAUGCGCAACGCCAUUGACGAAAGCAAGAUCAUCCUGGAGAUGGUGCCAGCUACUAGAGGUUCCAAUCAAAAGACAAUUCUUCGCAUAACUAGGGUAAACAACAUUCCGGAUGUGUUAGAGGUGUCUGCACCCCAAAAGGAUGCUCCACCCAAGUUUGUAGAGGUACUCACCUGUCAGCGAGAGCUCGCCUCUCCAGAGCCACUGCAAAUUGCUCCUGGCGCCAUUUAUGAUCCGUCCACAGCCCUGGUUAUCUUCACACAAACCGGGGAGACUGAGAACAUCUUUGACGCUGCUUGCCAGGGUCUGAUAGACGAACAGGUUAUUAAGAUUGUGGAUCCCACAACCAAGCAAGCCAUUUCCGUAAGUGAGGCUAUAGCGCGUUCUAUUUAUGAUCCAAAAGUCGCCACAAUACUCGAUUCCGAUGGUCAGCCUGUGGAUCUGAUCACAGCCACAAAACUGGGUCUACUGAGUGUGACGGGUGCCCCAUUAGUUGCCGCCGAAGGAGCCCUGAGAACAGUGCGCUUCGUGACCGAUCCACGGACCGGUGAACAAAUCCCAGUGGAACUGGCCUACGAGCGAGGAAUUGUUUCACGGGAUCAGCUGCAGCGCGGACGCUCCUUUGACAGUGAACCAACUACGGUCGAGGAGAAGGUGGUGGUGCUACAGAGGAUGCGCAAAAUCAUUCUUAAGCCGAAGGAUGCCUACCGCAAGGGAAUUAUCGACGAAGGCACCUGUGAGAUUCUCGAGAACACGAGAAAUUUUACAAAUCCUAACGGUGAGGUGGUCAACAUAAGCGAGGCCCUGAAUAUAGGUCUAAUUGAUGGACGUAGUGGUCAUAUCAUCGAUCCCCAAAGCAAUCGAGUGCUCAAUUUCAGGCAAGCAGUGGAACAGAAGAUUCUCGAUCCCGAACAGACCAAUCAUAUUCUCAUGCCGCUGGCCAAGAGCUUAUCUCUGUUACGCCUGGCAGCUCAAGGAUUAAUAGACCCGCAAGCCCAGACUAUUGUACAUCCAGAAAGCGGUUAUCCCCUGAGCAUACAUGAGGCGAUCGUGUGCGAGGUCUUAGAUCCGCAUUCAAAGUUGCAUAAGCCAGAAAAGUGCACGCUGGAGGAGGCAAUCACAAAGGGUAUCGUCAACGCUGAUGAUUCCACCUUUAGCUACAAGAAGAAAGUCUUAAACAUCACUGAAGCCAUAGAGGCAAAGCUAUUUGAUCCAAGUUACGAUCAGCAAAAGUACAAGGUGGAAAUUCCGCCGGUAGGCAUGAUAUUCCCUGUGGCCGUAGAGAAGAGCCUUGUGGAGCCGUCUAAGCGGGUAGUCCUGCAUCCCAGUACGAAGAAAGCUCUGCCCAUAAAGCAAGCUAUUGAUGAGAACUUUAUCAUGUCCAUUCCCUACUCUCCGAAGCCAGAUGCUAUCGACGUGGUGACUGCCAUGGAGCAAGACCUCAUCGAUGUGGCUGCCCAAACUCUAACGGUCCCAACCACUGGGGAACGUGUGCCCCUGCGGCAAGCCAUGGAGACGGGUGUUUUGGUGGUGAAGAAUCUUUCCGAAUUUGUUGUCACCCAGAGACCCAUCCCCAAGACUGAGAUAAUGGAGACACUGCGAGCCGUGCACACAGUGACCACCAAAACUAUUGAACUUAUGCAGGGCUAUGUUCUAAUCUCAAAUAAUGAGGUUCAGAACGUUAACACUGGCGAAGUAUGCAGCUUGGAUGAGGCUAAGGAGCUCGGAAUUCUGCGAGAAGAAUCCACAACUCAAGAGACCAAGGCGGCGGCUGGAGAAAGUCCAGAAUCGGUUUCCACUCUGGCUACCGGCGGUGAUCAAACUACGGUAGUGGAGGAGCGUAUCCAGACUGUGGUGGUUAGUUCGGACACCCGCAAGCAAGAAAUGCAAGUUGUCAGCACCAAGCAAUCUACGAAGGAAAUUCCAAGUGCAACUUUAAGUGAAACCGAAAAAAAGGGCAGUAAGGAUCCAUCAACGGCGUUGCAGAAUGUUAAAGAUGCCGCCAAAUUGGGGGCAUUAGGAGUUAUUGCAGCUCCUGUUCUGGCUGGUGGAGCUAUUGUGAGUGGCGUUAAGAGUCUCAUGAAGUCUGUGAAGAGUCCCACGGAAGAUGAGAAAGUCACUGAAAAACUACAGCAACCUCAGAAAUGCUUAAUUGACCAGGAGUGCCGAAAUGUGCCACAACCGCAACACGUGCCAAGAGAUGUUGAUAAUCUGCUCAGCGAAACUGAAAACUUUAUCAGCUCCACAACUGCAAACUUUAUAGCCAACGAAAAACAGCAGCAGAAGCCGGAGCAGCUGCACUCAGCAACAGCAGAAGCAGUGCAUUCUUCGGCUGUUGAAUCAACACACACCUUGAAAACCACAACAGUUACAACUAUAACUACCUCACGAGAAUCUGUUAAUCUAGACCCAGUUGUGGUGGAGGACAUCACGACCAGCACUACUGUUAAGGAAAGUCCAGUUUUUGAGCAUGUCCUUGAGAAGCCUAUGGAAGUGCCAGAAGAUAAAACGAAAGUUUUUAAAGAAACUGAUACUAAUAGCACAGUACCAACUAUGGAGAUUGAUUCUACACCGGAAGAGAAGGAACCGGUUACAAAACACUCCAGUCCCAAGCCAGAUGAAAAUGAGUCUUUCUCACAGCCUGGCAAUAAUGAGCCACCCCAAAAACCAGCUCAAAAUAAAGAUAGUUCCGAGCCAGUUAAAAAGAACUCCACUGCUGAGGCGGCUAAGGAGGCGAAAACUUGCGAAGCAUCACAGAGCGCACAAACAACUCAAAAGGAUCCAACCGCACUUAAGGAAUCACAUGCUGUACCCACUACCAAGCCCGAACCCUACCCAAGAGGCCCAAAAGGGGAAAAAGAGUCUGAAAUCAAACCUCCCUUCACAGCACCCCUAGCUGCUUUUGUGGAGCCAGUAUCCGAAAUCACGAGCACAAGUAUUUCAACCAAUACAACUACUGUAAAAAUAAUCGAAGAACCACCAUCGAUCGAGGAAUUUAUCAACAAGUCUGAGCCUGAGAAGAUUGUGGAUCUGCAAGUUAAUGAACCUACCGCUCAAGAGAUCAAAGUUAAUGAACCAAAUGAGAAUACGGAUAAUUCUUCAAAGCCUGAACAAGCCAGUAAAAUAACUCUAAAAGAAAGGGUUAUCACUAUCGAAGAGCCAUCUACUGUAACGACAACUACUAUCACCACAAUAACAACAAGCAGUGAGAAAAACCAGCCCAAAGCGAUUCUAGUCACUGAAAAGGAAACGCAAGCGGAGGAGCCAUUGCAACCCUUCCCAGUAAAAGCUAAUGAGUCAUUACAAACAACCAACGCUGAGAAAAGCAAGCCUCAAGAGAUUGAGGACGCUGAGAAGAAAACUCCUGUGGAAAGGCAAGUGCAUCCUCUCCCACCCCAACCUUUUGAAACAACUCAAACAAUUAAACCAGCGACUACAAUCAGUGAAAACAAACCGCAGCGUCCGGAUGAUCUUGAGAAAAUUGUUCAUCCUCAACCUACUUCGGACUCACAUCAAUCACUUGUUGAUUUUAUUAACCGGGAGAAGGAUUCUUUGCCACCGGCUGGAAGUGGUAGCACCAUCUUGCAGAAUGUUAAGGAGGCCGCUAAAUUGGGCGCUCUAGCCAUUGUCGGAGCACCCGUCCUCGCUGGCAAGGCUUUGGUUGAUGCUCUGACCGCAGAGAAUACCCCAAACCCAGAACAAUUCACAACUCAAGAGGCGACCAAGACAGUGGAAGAAUUUCCGUCGGAGGAUACCUGUACUAGCAUCACCACAUUAAUCACCACAGUUACCACUAAUACAAAAACCACAACUACACCAAAGGAAAGCAGUACCGAAGAUGAGGACCGCGACGUGAUGGAAAUGCCUGCUGACUCGGUGGAAACAACUAAUAAACGAGAAGUGCCCAGGACACUGCCCAUUGGCGAUGCCAUUUCUCAGAAACUUAUAAGUCCCGAUGAGUGCAAGGUUAUAGUUGAUGGAGAACAACAGUCCCUUACUGUUUCCACUUUGCUUAAAGAGGAGCAGCUGAGUCCAUUGGACGAAGUGCAAAUUAUUGACGAAAAGCUAAUUGUACUUAAACAGGUUCCCUACUUGGUGGACGAAGACACUGAACUUACGCCCGAGAAUCUGAGUGAGCUUAACAUAUACGAUCCCGAGAAUCAGUACUUUAUUGAUCCAAGCACUGGUCAAAAGGUGUCCUUCCAUACGCUUGUAUUUGACAUGAACAUAUUUAACCCGGAGACCAUCUUGGUGAAAAACUUUAAUACCGGCAAAUACGAAACUCUUACAACAGCUCUGGAGCGCCCACUGCUGGAUAGGCACACAGGUCACAUGGUCGAUCCCAAAAAUGGAAAAAAAAUUCCAUUUUUUGAGUGCAUUGCCCGCCAAUGGAUUAUUCGCGCCAGUCCCGAAGAGCAGCGACCAUCGGCCAUUGAGAACGUGACAAUAGACACACAGACCGGACAAGUGGUGCUUGACGAUGGUCGGGCUUGCUCCAUUGUUGAUGCCAUCAACAGUGGCAAGCUGGACAUCCAGUCGAUUUCGGUGCGCGACCCUGUUAGCGGUGAGGUAAUUCCACUGCGUAUGGCAAUUGAGUUGGGAGUGGUAGAUAUGCAGGCGGGCACGGUAAUAGACAUCCAGACGCUCAAGGAGAUUCCAAUGGAGCUAGCUUUCCAGCUGGGUUUCCUAGUGCCCGGUGCACGCAAACCAAUCUCUUUGGAAGCCGCCGUUCGCAAGGGUCUUUACGAUCCUGAGACGGGCAAACUUUUCGACUCCGAGAGUCAAAACCAGGUCGAUGUGCAAAAGUCUAUUGAGAUUGGUUUAGUAGACCCCAAGAUUUCCUUAAUUGUAGAUAUGGUUACCAAAAAGGAAGUCAAACUGGAUAGCGCCAUCGAAGAUGAUUUGGUGUUGCCCGCCACAGGUCAAAUCAAGGACAACAAAAACAACACUCUGGUUCCCUUCGACGUGGGUCUGGAGCAACGUCUGUUAAAGACCGACACCGUCACCUGGAGCCUGCCGGAGUUGCUGCAGCGUGAAUACUACAUGCCCAGUACAGGCAGGGUGCUCAACCCCGUCUCUGGUGAGGAGAUUCUUCUUCAGCAGGCCAUCGAAAUGGGAUUUGUAGAGCUUGAGACGACCCUGGUCAAGGACGCCGACCAUAACAAAAUUUUGCCGGGCAAAGAGGCGGCCAAGGUGGGUCUGCUGGAUACGGUACGUGGCACCCUAAGUUCCCCCAACCUUAGUCUUGACGAGGCCUUCGUCAAGGGCUAUUUGAUUAGCACCAAAAAGCCGUUGUCCCUAGUCGAUUGUCUGCUGCGUGGUCUCUACGAUCCUUUGACAGCCAAGUUCACCAUCGACGAAAAGCAGCUGGACCUUAAGUCUGCCAUUUCCCAAAAGCUCAUUAACCCCGAGGAGCUGGUGUUGCUCGAUCCGAAGACAGAAUCAAUCAUUUCCAUUACCGAAGCAAUAGCCAAGGGCUAUCUCGAUCCGAUUGCCGGAUAUGUCAUUAACCCUUAUGCUUCCACUAAGUUGUCCCUCCACGAAGCUCUGGAGAAUCGCAUUCUCAUUCCGCCCAAGCGCAAGCGUAGCCUGCCGGAUGCGGUCUACCGGGGUCUUUACGAUCCUAAAACGGGUCAGUUCAGCAACACAAUGACCCGCGAGAAGCUUACAACUGAACGUGCCAUUCGUAGGGGCAUACUCGAUCCCGAUUCGACGGUCGUCAAUGUGGGUCCCGGCCAAAUCAUUCCAUUCGGGGUGGCCACAGAGACUGGAAUCGUAGAUAGUAGGCAGGGUACAGUGAGAGACGCCGACGACAAUUCCAUUGACUUCAAAGAUGCUUUCGAUCGGGGUGUUUUGAUUGAAGUCAAAAAGCCGCUGCGCCUUAUUGAGGCUGUGGUGAAAAAUGUAUACGACGAGGUGGAUGGACGCUUUGUCGAUCCCAAGUCUGGCGAGAAACUAAACUUCAGUGAGGCCUUGAACACAAAUUUACUGGACGAGCACAGUGUGCAGAUCAGGGACUUAAAAACAGGUCUAUACAAGCAGCUAAAUUUAACGCACGCCAAGGAUUCUGGCAUCAUUGAUGCCCAGACCUCCAAGCUAAUGUAUAACAAUCAAACAAUGACUCUCAAGCAUGCCUUUGAUAUUGGAAUACUAAUGGAUGUCAAUGGACCUAUCAGCAUUCAACGAGCAAUUCAUCAAGGACUGUUUGACGACAAGACCGGUAAGCUGAGCGAUCCCCGAACUGGGCGACAGAUCACUCUUCUCGAGGGCAUGCGCAGUUUCGUUAUCAAUCCUCACCUCCCGUGCUUUUUUGAUGAGCAGGCAGAGCAGAUGUACACGCUAAGCGAGACCUGUCGCAAUGGCAUCAUCAAUAGGAGGGAGGGUGUCUUUCGGGAGCCGGGUAGCAAUAGUUUCGUUCCUCUUGGCGAAGCCUUAAGCCUGGGUCUAAUUGUGGAUAUUGAGAAUGCCGGCUUUGGUCUAUACGAACUUUUGUCCAUGAGCUUCUAUGACAUUCUUACACGCAAGGUUCUGCAUCCGGUCACAAAUCGCAAGCUUAAUCUAAACGAAGCGUGCGUAGAGGAUGUAGUUAGCUUAUCUUCCAGUUUGGUUAAACACCACGAUACUGGCAAGUACCUGCGGUUGGCCAACGCUAUCAAGGAACAGCUAAUUGAUGAUUCUAGGGGUUGUUAUAAUCUGGGUAGCGAACAGCUGGAUCUGCAGACAGCUAGGGCCAGAGGUUUAAUUGUCUCCAAUCGUCGCCUUCUCAGCCUUGAACUCGUCUUGCGUCAACAGCUUUAUCGGCCCGAAACGGGUAAAUUUUGUGAUCCAACCACUGGAGAAUAUCUUGACCUGGUUGAAGCCAUUCACUCGGGCUUCUUAGAUCCCGCGACGACCGUGUUUAAGAACCAAAUUACCGGUAAAGAGCAUUCACUAACUGAAGCUAUUGAAAAUGGAGAUAUUGAUGUGUGCAAAGGUAGGGUAUUUGAUCCGAAGUCUAAGUCAGCCUACAACUACGACGUGGCACUUUCGCGGGGUAUUCUGGUAACUAUUAUUCGGCCACUGACCGACCGCAACGAUGUAGUGCGUCGCCAAGAUAGUGUUGAAUUAUUGGGACAAACGCCUGUAAGUGUUGUGAUUAGCAAACCGCGUGAAAUGUCCCUUGAGGAGGCUAUUCGUUACAACAUAGUUGAUCCCAAGACUGCGCUCGUUCGUGAUUUCGAUAGCUUUAAGUUCCUUCCUUACUCGGUAGCCGUGGAACGCGGUCUCGUGGACACCACCAAACGCACUCUCGUUGAUCCGAAAUCCCUGUACUUUGCCUUUGAUCCUACUUUAAUCGUUUACGUACACGAACCAGUCACCUUCGAUCAGGCAGCCGAAUCUAAGUGUCUGGACUUGCAGACCGGUAUGCUGACAUAUGUGUCAGCAAGUGGAACUGGAUCCGCAUCAGCCAGCGACGACAGCGCAACCGAUUCGCUGACUGUCACCGAAACGGCCAAGGUAUACACGCUCAAGGAGGCCGCCAGUGCGGGCAUUGUUGAUCCCGACUCUGCGCUGGUCAAGGAUCUGGCCAAGGCCAAGCUUGUCCGUUUGCCGGAGGCGUUCCGCAAGGGAUUAAUGGAUGCCAACAAAGCGAAUGUGCUGAACACCCAGACCUCCAAGCUCUGCACCCUGCAGGAGGCAUAUGAGAGUGGCCUGAUUUGCACUCCCAAGCGCUCAUUUGGCUUGCUAGAAGCCAUCACCUUUAACCUGUACAACCCGACCAAUGGAUGCCUAGUUGACCCUUUCCAAAUGCACCCCGACAUCAUUCGGCGUCGAAAGUUUACGCUGGCCGAAGCCAUUGGCUCAGGUCUGGUGGAUCCGUCGUCGACGGUAGUGCGUGACCCUGGCAGUGGGGUCAUUGUCCCACUGGCGGCAGCCAUCAGCAGCGGGCUGAUCGAUGCCACUGAAGGUCGCCUGAUCGACGCCAAUGAGCCCAAGAAUAACAUUGACCUAGUGAAGGCUGCCGAUAAGGGUCUGCUCCUGCCGGCAGAACAGAGGCAAGCAGUAUUCGAGAAGUUCAACAUGUGCGAAGAAAACGUUAAUGAUCUGUUGAGAUGGGUCACCACUGUUGAACAGAAAAUAUCGAGUGUCGGUGGACCUCGCGAAAAGAUCGAUGAGUUGCGCAACCAGAUUAAUGCCCUUAAGCAAAUCAAGGAUGAGAUCGAGUCUCAACAGAGACCAGUUGCCACUUGCUUGGAGCAAAUCCGUCAAAUCGUUCUUACUGGUGGCGAUGUUUUGUCUGCCCCUGAAGUGACCACCCUAGAGAACUCUGGCAGGGAACUGCGUUCCCGUGUAGAUCGUGUCAACGAUCGCACUGUGCGUCUGCUCCGACGCCUGGAAGCUGGGCGAGAUGAGCUCACUAAAUUGAGUAGCGAGUUGGAUGUCUUUUCAGAUUGGUUACAGGUUGCCCGUCGUACUCUGGAGGACAAGGAGCGUUCCCUGUCCGACCUGACUCGUCUGUCCUCGCAGGCGGAUUCUGUUCGGGAGUUUGUGAGCGAUGUGAUCGGCCACCAGGCCGAUCUGCGCUUUAUUACAAUGGCCGCCCAGAAGUUUGUGGACGAAAGCAAGGAAUUUUUGGCCAUUCUCAAUGACUUCCGUACCUCACUGCCUGAACGCUUGCCUCAUGUAGAGCCGCUGUCCAGUGCCGAGAGUCCCAUCCGCCAAGAGGUUUCCCUGGUCUCAGCGCAAUACAAGGACCUGCUAAACCGUGUCAACGCUCUUCAAGAUCGCGUCUCCGGUUUGGGUGGACGCCAGCGUGAGUACCAGGAUGCUCUGGACAAGGCCAACGAGUGGCUGAGAAGUGUUCAUCCGCGCGUUACCCGCAUAAUCUCCGAACCGAUUGCCGGCGAACCGAAGGGAGUUCAGGAUCAGAUGAACGAGGCCAAGGCAUUGCACAACGAGCUGCUCUCCAGUGGGCGUUUGGUGGACAAUGCCCAGCAGGCCCUCGACAAUCUGCUCCGCAGUCUUGGUGGCCAACUUAGUCCCAUGGAGAUCAAUCAGUUGGAGCUGCCCAUUGCCGAUCUAAAGAAAAACUACCAGCAGCUGCUGGACAAUUUGGGAGAGCACUGCAAAACUCUGGACAAGACUUUGGUGCAAUCGCAGGGCGUGCAGGAUGCCUUGGACAGCCUGGUGGGAUGGGUCAACCAGACUGAGGACAAGUACAAGUUGAACUUGCGCCCCGCCUCGCUGAUAAAAGAGCGUCUGCAGGAGCAAAUUCGCGAACACAAGGCCCUGCUGGCCGACCUCCAAUCCCAUCAGGCUAGCAUCGACAGCGUUCAAAUCUCGGCCAAGCAUCUGCUGGCCAGCGCCUCAAAUGCUCGCAUAGCCAAAAAGGUUGAAUCGAAUCUAAACGAUGUAACCGUCAAAUUCGAAAAGCUCUACGAAAAGGCCAACAAGCGUGGGGAGUUCCUAGAUGAUGUGUACAACCGGCUGAGCAGGUAUCUGGAUGAAAUCAGCACUGUGGAACAACGAAUGGCUAGUCUGCAAGAAGCUCUCGAUAGUCGCGAGACAAGCUUGCUGUCCACUGAGGAGCUAGCUCGGCGCAUGAACGAACUAUCACGCGACAAAGAUCAACUGGCCCCUCAAUUCGAGGACUGUGUUCGCAAUGGCAAGGAUUUGAUUAGCCUGCGCGAUGUCACCGAUACCGGAGUUUUGCGUGAUCGAGUGAAGGCUUUGGAAUCUCAGUGGCGAAAUAUUAACAUAAGCAUUGAUGAACGCGCCAAGCUUUCCAAGCAGAAGGCCGAGCAGCAGCUGGCCUACGAGAGUCUGAAGGACCAGGUUCUCUCCUGGCUGGCAAGCACGGAGGCACGUGUGAACGGCCUUCCCCCGGUAGCCAUCGAUCUGGACCGAAUUAAACAACAGCACGACGAGCUGAAGCCCAUCUGCAAGGAUUACCGCGAUUAUGCCCCCACUAUCGACAAGAUUAACGAGAUAGGAGCACAAUAUGAUGCGCUAAUUCGUCCGGAGAGUCCUGCCCGCAAACGCUCCACGUACAGCCCGAUUAAGAGGGCCAGUCCGCUACGCCGCAUGUCGGGAGACGCCAGAAGCCCCAGCCCCAACAAGGGAGGCAUCCUGUCGCCACUAUCGACUGGUUCCAGUGGAUUCGGUAGCCGCAGAUCCUCCCAGGAUGGUUUCCAGCUGUCUGAGCUGUCUCCGGUGCAACAGCAACUGAGCGAGAUCAACAAUCGCUAUGGACUGAUUGGUGUGCGCCUAAACGAUCGCCAACAUGAACUGGAUAACCUGAACGAUGAGGUGCGCAAGCAGUACGAGAACCUCAAGGGACUCGCUCAGUUCUUGGAGCGCGUCCAGCGCCAGCUACCCAAAGAGUCUGUUUCCAACAAAGAUGAAGCCGAGCGCUGUAUCAAGCAGGCGCGCAAGAUCCUGGAAGACAUGUACGAGAAACAGAGCCUGCUGGACACCACUAAGGCGCAAGUAAAAGACAUCCUACGACGCAAGUCGGAUGUGCACGGCGCCGAGCAAUUGCGCCAGGAGAAUGAUAGCAUUCAGGAGAAGUGGAAGAAUCUCAAUGACAUCUGCAAGAACCGCAUUGCCUUCUCCGAGAAGCUGCGUGACUUCCUGGAAACCCAUGGAAAUUUGAAGAGCUGGUUGGACAGCAAGGAGCGUAUGCUAACCGUGCUGGGACCCAUUUCUUCUGAUCCCCGUAUGGUGCAAAGCCAGGUGCAGCAGGUGCAAGUGCUGCGCGAGGAGUUCCGCACUCAGCAACCUCAACUGAAGCACUUCCAGGAGCUGGGUCACGAUGUGGUAGACCAUCUGGCCGGCACACCUGAUGCCCAGGCCGUUGAACUCAAACUGAAGGACAUCCUGGGCAAGUGGGAGGAUCUUGUUGGAAAGCUAGACGACCGCGCAAACAGUUUGGGUGGAGCCGCUGACAGUUCCAAAGAGUUUGAUGCCGCUGUCAAUCGUCUGCGUGAGGCUCUGCAGAACAUCAGCGAUAAUCUAGACGCUCUGCCCACGGAUGGCGAUCACCAAGAAAAUUUACGCAAGAUCGAAAACUUAGAGCGCCAGCUCGAGGGUCAACGACCGCUGCUGGCAGAUGUGGAGCAAUCCGCCGCCACUCUGUGCAAUAUUCUGGGUGAUCCCGCCUCGCGUGCCGACGUCAAUUCCAGGGUUGCCGCCCUGGAAAAGCAGUAUUUGGCGCUGCAAAAGAAAUUGGACACCAAAAAGGCCGAAACAGAGGCUUCGCUACGUGAUGGUCGCCACUUCGCCGAGAACUGUUCCAAGACUCUUGGUUGGUUGGGAGGAGAGCUUUCCAACCUGACCGACAGGUUACUAGUGUCUGCCCACAAACCCACACUGCAGCAUCAGAUCGACACCCAUGAACCGAUUUACCGCGAGGUAAUGGCGCGCGAGCACGAGGUAAUAAUGCUGAUCAACAAGGGCAAGGAUCUGUCCGACCGCCAGCAGGAUCGUGGCGUGAAACGCGAUCUCGACCGCAUCCAGCAGCAAUGGGAGAAACUUCGCCGUGAGGCCGUCGAUCGGCACACGCGAUUGCAGACAUGCAUGGAGCAUUGCAAGAAGUACUCACAGACUUCUGAGAUGUUUUUGGCCUGGCUGCGUACGGCGGAGGAUAAGUUGACCGAUCUAACACCCGGCGUGCUUUCCAAGGCGAAAUUGGAGACGCGUCUACGAGAUUUGCAAACCUUCCGCAGCGAGGUUUGGAAGCAUUCCGGUGAGUUUGAAAACACCAAAGGAUUGGGCGAGACCUUCCUCACGAGCUGCGACAUCGACAAGGAACCGAUUAAGGCAGAGCUCCAGGACAUUCGUGAUCGCUGGGAGAGGCUGAACAAUGAUUUGAUUGCCCGUGCGCAUGAGAUUGAGAACUGCUCGCGCCGUUUGGGAGACUUUAAUGAUGAGUUGCGAAACCUGGAUCAUUCGCUGGGUCGCUGCGAAGAUCGCCUUGCUGCCCAUGAUGCCCUGGGUGGUGCCGCUAAAGAUCCCAAGCUCCUGGAACGUGUAAAGGCAAUCCGCGAGGAGCUUACCAAUUUAAGCAAGCCGCUGCAGUCGCUUAAGGCUUUGGCCAAGGAUAUCAGUGCUGAGGCUAGGGCUGCUGGUGGAGAUGCUGAUCAUUUAACCAAUGAAGUCGACGGUCUGGCCGAUCGCAUAUCCGAACUUCAAGGACGUCUGGAUGAUCGCUGUGGCGAACUGCAAUCUGCAGCUACGGCUGUGUCCCAGUUCAACGAACAAAUGAAGAGUUUGGGCAUCGAUCUAAACGACCUGGAGACGGAGAUUGAAAAACUUUCCCCUCCGGCCCGUGAAAUUAAGAUUGUGAACGGGCAAAUCGACGAUGUUGGCAAGAUUCAGAACAAGUUGGGUCACCUGCUGAGUCGUUUGGAGGACGCCGAACGCGCCGCUGACGUUUUGGUGGAUGCCGGAUUCGCUGCGGACACGACUCAAACUCGUGAGCAAAUUUCCACUCUGCGAAAGACUUUGGGUCGCUUGGAUAACCGAGUGCGCGAUCAUGAGGACAAUCUUCAAGCCACUUUGAAGGCCCUGCGCGAAUUCUACGACAACCAAUCUCAAACUCUGGAUGACAUAAAGGACGUAAGCGAUGAGUUCAAGCGUAUGAAGCCAGUGGGUUCAGAGUUGGAUCAGAUUCGUCGCCAGCAAGAGGACUUCCGAAACUUUAGAGAGCGCAAGGUGGAACCUCUGGCUAUCAAUGUUGACAAGGUCAAUGUGGCUGGAAGAGAUCUGGUGCGCUCGGCUGCCAGCGGUGUGUCCACCUCUGCAGUUGAAAAAGAUCUGGAGAAGCUUAAUGACCGGUGGAAUGACUUGAAGGAACGCAUGAACGAGCGCGAUCGUCGUUUGGAUGUGGCUUUGCUCCAAUCAGGCAAAUUCCAAGAAGCUUUGGCUGGUUUAUCCAAGUGGCUUAGCGACACCGAAGAGAUGGUAGCCAACCAGAAACCGCCAAGCUCCGAUUACAAGGUGGUCAAGGCCCAGUUACAGGAACAAAAGUUCCUCAAGAAAAUGCUUUUGGAUCGCCAGAAUUCGAUGGGUUCGCUGGCCAAUCUGGGCAAGGAGGUUGCCAAUCACUGUGAGCCCGCCGAGCGUUCCUCCAUUGAAAAGCAGCUAAACAAUUUGAUGAAGAGAUUUGAUGCCCUGACCGAUGGAGCAGAGCAACGUGAGUUGGAUCUGGAGGAAGCCAUGGAAGUGGCUAAGCGAUUCCACGAUAAGAUCAGUCCUCUGGAACUCUGGCUGGACAACACGGAGCGUUCGGUAAAGGCCUUGGAGCUGAUACCAACCGAUGAGGAGAAGAUCCAGCAGCGUAUUCGCGAACACGAUCGACUGCACGACGAGAUUCUGGGCAAGAAGCCCGACUUUACGGAUCUCGCAGAUGUGGCCGCCCAGCUGAUGCACUUGGUUAGCGACGAGGAGGCCGUGAAUCUGGGUGAGAAGGUGCGCGGUGUCACUGAGAGGUAUACUGGGUUGGUAGACGCCAGCGACAACAUAGGAGCUUUGCUUGCCGAAUCCCGUCAGGGAUUGCGUCACUUGGUCUUGAGUUACCAGGAUCUGGUAGCUUGGAUGGAGAGCAUGGAGGCAGAGCUGAAGCGCUUUAAGUCCGUACCUGUGUACGCCGAAAAGCUGCUGGAGCAGAUGGAUCAUCUUCUGGAGUUGAACGAAAAUAUUGCCGGUCACGCUUCGAACGUGGAAUCCACUGUGGAAUCUGGAGCCGAGCUUAUGAAGCACAUUUCCAACGAUGAGGCCAUUCAACUGAAGGAUAAGUUGGACUCGCUGCAGCGCCGUUACGGGGACUUGACCAACCGCGGUGGAGAUCUCCUGAAGAGUGCACAAAAUGCCCUCCCCUUGGUGCAACAGUUCCAUGAGGCACACAACCGUUUGGUGGAAUGGAUGCAAAGUGCUGAAGCUGCUCUGGCACCCAGUGAGCCCCGUCAGGCGGAUGUGCUCCGGCUAGAGGGUGAAUUAGCAGAUAUGCGUCCCAUUCUAGACAGCAUCAAUCAAGUUGGACCCCAGUUGUGUCAACUUUCCCCUGGAGAAGGCGCCGCUACAAUUGAGAGCAUUGUGACCCGGGACAACCGUCGUUUUGAUUCCAUUGUCGAGCAAAUUCAACGAAAGGCGGAGCGUCUGCAUCUGAGCAAUCAGCGUGCUAAGGAGGUUACUGGAGACAUCGAUGAGUUGCUAGAAUGGUUCCGCGAAAUGGACACCACACUUCGUGAAGCCGAUCUGCCCGCCAUGGAGCCCAAAUUGGUGCGUGCCCAGUUGCAGGAGCAUCGUUCCAUUAACGACGACAUUUCAAGUCAAAAGGGACGUGUGCGUGAUGUUACGGCGGCCUCCAAGAAGGUGCUACGUGAAUCCCCGCAGAGCGAGAAUACUGCCACCCUGCGUGAGAAGUUAGACGAUCUGAAGGAGAUCGUCGACACCGUGGCUCAAUUGUGCAGCGAGCGUCUGGGCAUCUUGGAACAGGCACUGCCCUUGUCCGAGCAUUUCGCCGACUCUCAUCAGGGACUUACUGCCUGGUUGGACGACAUGGAGCAGCAGAUCUCGCGGUUAAGCAUGCCGGCUUUGCGGCCCGAUCAAAUCACCCUGCAGCAAGAUAAGAACGAGCGUCUGCUGCAAUCUAUUGCUGAGCACAAGCCACUCUUGGACAAGUUGAACAAGACGGGCGAGGCUUUGGGUGCAUUGGUGGCCGAUGAUGAUAGUGCGAAGAUCAACGAGAUUUUGGACACAGACAACGCCCGUUAUGCCGCUCUCCGUUUGGAACUGCGCGAACGCCAGCAGGCGCUGGAAAGUGCACUGCAGGAAUCCAGUCAGUUCUCCGACAAACUGGAGGGCAUGCUACGCGCUCUGGCCAACACGGUGGAUCAGGUAAAUCAACUAGAUCCCCUUUCCGCCCUACCGCAGAAGAUUCGCGAGCAGAUCGAGGAUAACGAUGCUUUGAUGGACGAUCUGGACAAGCGACAGGAUGCCUUCAGUGCUGUACAGCGUGCGGCCAACGAUGUGAUCGCCAAGGCGGGUAACAAGUCCGAUCCAGCUGUGCGUGACAUCAAGGCCAAAUUAGAGAAGCUAAACAACCUGUGGAACGAUGUACAGAAUGCCACCAAGAAGCGUGGCAGCUCGCUGGACGAUAUCCUGAGCGUGGCCGAGCCCUUCUGGAAACAACUUAACAGCGUGAUGAAGACCCUUAAAGAUCUGGAGGAGACCCUUUCCUGCCAGGAACCACCAGCGGCCCAACCGCAGGAUAUCAAGAAGCAACAAGUGGCGUUGCAGGAGAUCCGUCACGAGAUCGAUCAGACCAAACCCGAGGUGGAGCAGGUGCGUCGCCACGGUAGCAACUUGAUGAACAUGUGCGGCGAGCCCGACAAGCCAGAAGUCAAGAAGCAUAUUGAGGAUUUGGACAAUGCCUGGGAUAACAUCACGGCGUUGUAUGCCAAACGUGAGGAGAACCUUAUCGACGCCAUGGAGAAGGCCAUGGAGUUCCACGAAACGCUGCAGAACCUGCUUAAGUUCCUGACCAAGGCCGAGGACAAGUUUGCCCAUCUGGGAGCCGUGGGAUCGGACAUUGAUGCCGUUAAGCGACAGAUUGAACAGCUGAAGUCGUUCAAGGAUGAAGUCGAUCCGCAUAUGGUUGAAGUUGAAGCAUUAAACAGAUGUCUCAAAAGACAAGCUGUGGAACUGACGGAACGCACUUCACCUGAGCAGGCGGCAUCGAUCCGCGAACCCCUUUCGGUGGUCAAUCGACGUUGGGAAGCCCUACUUCGUGGCAUGGUCGAGCGCCAGAAACAACUGGAGCACGCCCUUCUGCACUUAGGGCAAUUCCAGCAUGCGCUGAACGAGCUACUUGUCUGGAUCAACAAAACCGACAGUACUCUAGACCAGCUGAAGCCGAUACCCGGAGACCCGCAACUGCUUGAGGUUGAACUGGCCAAGCUGAAAGUGCUCGCCAACGACAUUCAGGCCCACCAAAACUCAGUGGACACACUGAACGAUGCAGGAAGACAGUUGAUCGAAACCGAGAAGGGCUCUGUGGAAGCCUCCACUACCCAAGAGAAACUCCGCAAACUCAACAACGAAUGGAAGCAGCUGCUGCAAAAGGCAAGCGACCGACAGCAUGAAUUGGAAGAAGCUCUGCGCGAGGCUCACGGCUACAUUGCCGAGGUCCAGGACAUCCUGGGAUGGCUUGGCGAUGUCGACGCUGUAAUUGGAGCCAGCAAGCCGGUGGGCGGACUCCCCGAAACUGCCACCGAGCAGCUCGAACGCUUCAUGGAGGUGUACAACGAGUUGGAUGAGAACAGGCCCAAGGUAGAGACGAUACAGGCCCAGGGCCAGGAGUACAUCAAGCGACAGAACCAUAUGAAAGUCUCGUCCAGCAAUCUGCAACAUACACUUCGUACCCUGAAGCAACGGUGGGAUGCUGUCGUUUCCCGUGCAUCUGACAAGAAGAUUAAACUAGAGAUUGCACUCAAGGAAGCAACCGAGUUCCAUGACACCCUUCAAGCCUUUGUGGAAUGGCUGACCCAGGCCGAGAAGCUUCUUUCCAACGCCGAGCCCGUCUCUCGCGUCCUGGAAACCAUCCAAGCCCAGAUGGAAGAACACAAGGUGCUGCAGAAGGAUGUGAGCACCCAUCGCGAGGCCAUGCUGCUGCUGGACAAGAAGGGAACACACCUCAAGUACUUCAGUCAAAAGCAGGACGUGAUCUUGAUCAAGAAUCUUCUUGUUUCCGUGCAGCAUCGCUGGGAGCGAGUGGUAAGCAAGGCCGCGGAACGUACCCGUGCUCUGGAUCAUGGCUACAAAGAGGCCCGCGAGUUUAACGAUGCCUGGAGUGGCAUUAUGCAAUAUCUGCAAGAGACCGAACAGGUUCUAGAUCAGAUCAUCGAGGAGGCUACGGCUUCCAAAGAGCCGCAGAAGAUCAAGAAGUACAUUGGCAAGCUCAAGGAGACGCACCGCCAACUGGGCGCUAAGCAGUCUGUCUACGACGGCACCAUGCGUACCGGAAAGAAUCUCUUAGAGCGGGCUCCUAAGGGCGAUCGCCCAGUGCUGGAUAAGAUGCUGCUAGAGCUUAAGGAGCAAUGGACCCGAGUUUGGUCCAAGAGCAUCGAUCGCCAGCGCAAGCUGGAGGAGGCUCUGCUCCUUUCCGGGCAGUUUAGCGAUGCUCUGGGUGAGCUGCUCGAAUGGCUGAAGAAGGCCAAGAGUCGCCUAAACGAAAACGGUCCCGUCCACGGAGAUUUGGAGACGGUUCAAGGGCUCUGCGAACAUCACAAGCACAUUGAACAAGAUCUGCAGAAGCGUGCCGCUCAAAUGCAAGGCGUUCUCAAGACGGGACGUGACCUGGAACGAUCUGGCAAUAAUCCCGAAGUUGGUCGGCAGCUCGAUGAGAUGCAGUCCAUUUGGGAAGAGGUCAAGAGCGCUGUCGCCAAACGCGGUGAACGUCUCCAAGUGGCCCUUGUAGAUGCUGAAAAGUUAAAUGCCCGUGUCCAGGCUCUCUUUGAUUGGCUGGAUCAUGCCGAGCACAAGCUUCGGUAUGCCAAAAAUGCGCCGGAUGAUGAGAAGGUUUCGCGCGAAAUGAUGGACAUUCACAUGGACUUUAUGAAGGACCUGCGACUUCGUGAAAGCGAGAAGACCGAGACUUUCGAGUACGCCGAAGACAUAAUUGGCAAGGCCUAUCCUGAUGCUAUACCGAUCAUCAAGAACUGGCUGUCGAUCAUUCAGCAGCGCUGGGAGGAGGUCCGCCAGUGGGCCAUCAACCGUGAGUCGAAGCUGGAUCAGCAUUUACAGUCGCUCAAGGACUUGGACGACACUAUUGAGGAGCUGCUGGCCUGGCUCAGCGGACUUGAGGGCACGCUGUUGAACCUGAAGCACGAACGACUGCCAGAUGAGAUUCCACCUGUGGAGAAGCUGAUCGAGGACCACAAGGAAUUCAUGGAGAACACUGCCCGCCGCCAGAACGAGGUGGACCGCGCCUGCAAGCCAAGACAGCUGCCUCCGGGAGCCCGAAAGCCAUCCCGCAGCGGCAAGACGCCAGUUCGUGGCUCCAGUCACGAUCUGCGUGAACAAUCGCCCGAUGGCACCCUGAGGCGUCAAAGCUUCAAGGGAUCUCGUGACCAGGGACUCAACGCUCGCAAGGGAAGCAGUCGUAUCACGCCCACACGUGACACGCCCGACAGGGAUCGCCUGCCACACUACGGCCCCCGAUUCUCGCCAAGCAGCUCUGGACCGGAACUGGAAUUCCGUUCGCCCCGCGCUAAGCUUCUAUGGACCAAGUGGCGCGAUGUUUGGAUGCUCUCAUGGGAGCGCCAGCGUCUGCUUAACGAUCAUCUUCUGUACUUGAAGGAUGUGGAGCGUGCCCGAAACUUCAGCUGGGACGAUUGGCGCAAGCGCUUCCUCAAGUACAUGAACCACAAGAAGUCGCGCUUGACGGAUCUGUUCCGCAAAAUGGACAAGGACAACAAUGGCAUGAUUCCACGCGAUGUUUUUAUCGAUGGCAUCAUAAACACGAAAUUCGACACCUCAGGCUUGGAAAUGAAGGCUGUUGCUGAUCUUUUUGAUCGAAAUGGCGAAGGUCUCAUUGACUGGCAGGAAUUCAUUGCUGCACUACGCCCCGAUUGGCAAGAACGCAAGCCAGCCAAUGAUUCGGACAAAAUACACGACGAAGUCAAACGUCUGGUCAUGCUGUGUACCUGCCGGCAGAAGUUCCGUGUGUUCCAAGUUGGCGAGGGCAAGUACAGAUUUGGAGACUCCCAGAAGCUACGCUUAGUUCGCAUCCUUCGCAGCACUGUAAUGGUGCGCGUGGGCGGUGGCUGGGUAGCCCUAGACGAAUUCCUGCAGAAGAACGACCCUUGUCGCGCCAAGGGACGCACUAACAUAGAGCUGCGUGAGCAAUUCAUAUUGGCCGAUGGCGUCUCGCAGAGCAUGGCCGCAUUUACACCCAGACGUUCCACGCCCAAUGCGGCCGCCACUGCCUCCUCCUCACCCAAUGCCCAAAAUGGCGGCAGCUCCAACUUGCCGCCCUAUAUGAGUGGACAAGGUCCCAUCAUCAAGGUACGAGAGCGAUCGGUUCGCUCCAUACCCAUGUCGCGACCAUCGCGCUCCUCACUCUCGGCCAGUACUCCCGACUCCCUGAGCGACAACGAGGGCAGCCACGGAGGUCCUUCAGGACGGUACACGCCCCGCAAGGUCACGUACACGAGCACACGCACGGGUCUCACGCCAGGAGGCUCUCGUGCCGGUUCCAAGCCCAACUCGCGCCCGCUCAGCAGACAGGGAUCGAAGCCACCGUCGAGACAUGGUUCCACGCUGUCGCUGGAUAGCACGGAUGAUCAUACGCCCUCACGCAUUCCGCAACGCAAACCUUCGACAGCCAGUACCGCCAGCGGCACCACACCGCGUCCGGCGCGACUUUCUGUGACCACCACUGCAACUCCGGGAAGCCGUCUCAAUGGCACCAGCACCAUCACCCGCAAGACCGCCUCUGGAUCAGCCAGUCCGGCGCCAACAAGCAACGGAGGCAUGAGUAGAUCAUCCAGUAUACCAGCACUAACCGGCUUCGGUUUCAAACCAAUUAGCCGGCCAUCGCGGAUACCGAUUAAGAUACCCUCAUUUGAUUCCAAGUCAACAUCGCCCAGCUCGACUACGAAUCCAACCAGCUUUGGGCGGAACAUCAGCGGUAGCUCAACACCCUCCGGGAUGCAGACGCCGCGAAAAAGUUCUGCGGAGCCCACUUUCAGCUCAACGAUGCGACGCACUUCGCGCGGUACGACGCCAACGGAGAAGCGAGAACCGUUCCGUCUUUAGGAACUCAACCUUAUUAACGAGAAUGACAAUAGACAAGCAAAUGAAUGCCAAGAUUUAAACCACAUACACACAACUUUACGUACUAACUACGCACUGAAGUUAUAAAUUAAACCCAAACCUUCUCCAAAAUGAAGAGACUACAUAAGCAAUGUAUGUAGUAGGGACAUAUACUAACUUUCAAGUGCCCUAACGGAGUGGAAAAGCGAACACUUUAUAUAUGUUUAUGCUACAAAUAUUUUGUAAAAGACACACAGAUGAGAAGUAAUGCAGACACAUAGCUAACACACAAAGUGGAUCAGACAAGCAACCUACUUACGAGUACUACUAACACUAAUACUACCUUUUGCUACUACUAAAAUAUAAUGUCCACUACCUUUAUUUACUAGUUUUACACGUUCCCAAAAUUAUGAUUUGUAUAUACUUAUAAAACAAGAGUAAAUUAAUGAAAAAUACACUCCAAGUGCUUUAAGGCAAUUAAAAAAAACACAAAAAAUAUCGAAAAUAUAUCUAGAAAAAGAUACAACUUUCGAAUGAAAUGUCGGCGCCACCGCUGCAAACCAUCUUGGGUCUACGGGCUCCAUUGGAAUCGCCAGUCCGGUGGAUACUCAGCCCCAAGAACGGAGCGUGGUGGAGGCGAAACGCCCAAAAAAUAACUAAACCCAUUAAAGAGAUAAAAUUUGAUUUUGUUCUGUUAUUAAACUAAUAGGAAAGUGCAAAUUGUAAGUCGCAUAAAGAAAAUGUUUAAUUAUAUACUAAAAGUCAUUACUAUAAGUUUAAUUAAUAUUUAACUGUUAAGCGACAAAAACACACACAGAUUUUGUAUUGCAUUAUUUUGUUUUUUAUAUGCAAUAUCAGCGAAUGAAAAUCGAUGCAGAAGGGCGAAAUGAAAAUGAGCCCGCUUAUAUAAAUAUUGUAAAAUACUAAUACUAAAUUAUUUUGUUGUACGAAACGAAAGAAAUACAUUAAAACACGAUUUUUGUAAUUCUAUUUAAUUAAAACAAUUUAAAUGCGAAAUAAACAUUUACAAAAAAUAACAUCAUAAA